This is a messenger RNA of Tachysurus fulvidraco (yellow catfish), 3529 nucleotides long. Its product is annotated as exocyst complex component 3-like protein. Gene Ontology annotation, biological process: exocytosis; exocyst localization. Gene Ontology annotation, cellular component: exocyst. Bases 32 to 2806 code for a protein of 924 amino acids. Lineage: Eukaryota; Metazoa; Chordata; Actinopteri; Siluriformes; Bagridae. The record is from RefSeq and is a predicted model, not a curated record. The transcript is spliced from 18 exons. Gene Ontology annotation, molecular function: SNARE binding.
UCAGACACUUAGAGGCUUCAGUUGUACAGAAAUGAAUUCUGCAAAACAUGAAGAGCAUACUGGACCUGAUGGUGACUCUGGCACUGUUGUGAUUGUUGAAGAUACUAAAAAAUCCAAAGGUGGCUCUGCAAUGGGUUUAUUAACUCGCAAUUUAAAGACAAAAAUGGGAAAGACAACUUCCUCAAAAUCCGACCAAGUAGGUGUUAGUGAAGAACCGAGUGCUGUGGCUAACAUUACUGAAAUCAAUACCAUGGAUGCUACCAAGACUGUUGCUGACUCCAACACCAACAAAGAUAACAUCGCUGCUUGCAGCAAAGAGCAUAUUGGACCUGAUGGUGACUCUGGCACUGUGGUGAUUGUUGAAGAUACUAAAAAAUCCAAAGGUGGCUCUGCAAUGGGUUUAUUAACUCGCAAUUUAAAGACAAAAAUGGGCAAGACAACUUCCUCAAAAUCUGACCAAGUAGGUGUUAGUGAAGAACCGAGUGCUGUGGCUAACAUUACUGAAAUCAAUACCAUGGAUGCUACCAAGACUGUUGCUGACUCCAACACCAACAAAGAUAACAUCGCUGCUUGCAGCAAAGAGCAUAUUGGACCUGAUGGUGACUCUGGCACUGUGUUGAUUGUUGAAGAUACUAAAAAAUCCAAAGGUGGCUCUGCAAUGGGUUUAUUAACUCGCAAUUUAAAGACAAAAAUGGGCAAGACAACUUCCUCAAAAUCUGACCAAGUUAAUAAGGGAACUGGUGAUGAUUCUAGUUCCACAGUGAUGGUUGAAGGAACACAAAAAUCCCCAAGACAUUCUUCAAGAAAUAUUCUUCAUCAGAUCUUUAAGAAGGCAGGCAAUAAACAUUCUUCAAAACCUAGUUCAAAGCAUGAUGGGACUGCAGUUGAUUCUAUUUCAAUAGAGAUGGUUGAACAACCUUCAAAGUCCUUAAGUAGUUCUGCAAAACAAUUCCUAAAUCUGACAAAGACAAAAAAGUCAGCCCGAAAACAUUCAUCAAAAUCUAAUCCAGACCUCCUAGAUUUCAAUCAGAAGCUGGAACAGGGAUAUUUGGCAGAAGCUAACCAGCAACUUUUAGACAGGGAAAAGAGCCUCUUCAACUCUCAAUCAUCAUUUGAAGAGGCUAUUUGCACAGAAGAUGCUAAAAAUGACUUAAAGAAGGAUUAUGAGACUCUCAUGGAGCAUCUGAAGAAGGCUGUCCAUGAUUCCUUUAACAUGGACAAUCAAGAGAUGCUGAGAAGUGCCAUAAAGGCUAUAGUUGAGCAGGAGGAAGAAGACAAGCUCUGGGAAGAGGCAUCAGAAGAGACCCCGUCUUGGCGACCCAUGAGAUGCAAUGACACGAUAGUUAAGGAAGUAGUGGAGAAUCGACUGCAGCAAAUAAAUGUAGAUGACAGUGAUACAGAUAUACUGAAAACAGCGGUGGUACAGAUAAGCAGCAUCAUGCAGAAUGAUCUGCUACAGGUUAUCAAACAUGUGCAGAGAUGUUACUCAGAAUGUUACUCAGAUUUCAACGCAUGUAACAUGUACGCUCAGCUCUAUCAUCAGGCUCUCUUAACAACACUCAGGAAACUUCUACAAUGCAGUGUAACCAUGGAGGAUUACAGAUUCAUACUGCAACAAAUAAGCAGUUAUUCAAAGGACAUUUUGAAACAUGAUGAACUGAAUCCACACAUCAACACUGAAUCAUUAGGUGAUUUGUUACCUGAGGAAGAUUAUAAGGCACUGGAGGAUCAGUACUUGUCACACAAAGAGAAUGAAACCAAGACCUGGUUGUCCAAUGCUCUUGAGUUAAAGGAGGCAGACUGGCAGGCUAAUAAAAAACCUGAACUUAUUGAUGAAUAUUAUAUUUGCCAUCUAGUUUUAGAUGCUAUAGGGAUUGUUGAUGGAGGUGUAAAAGAGGUUGAAAUUACUCUGGGGAAAGAGAAAGCAAAGAUAAUUUUGUUGCAAAUGGGCAACUUUCUAACGAGUUAUAAAAACUCCAUGGAGGAAUUUCUUAAAACCCAGCAGAUGGACAUGACUGAAAUCGUGAAAUCCCAACUGUAUAAUAUUAAUAAGAUAAGGGACUAUAUAGAAAAUCAGGACGAUCUUCCAGAUGAAGUGAAAGUAGCUUGGCUGUCGACUGUAUUAGAGCUGAGAGAAUCCUGUCACAGUUACCUCCUCAACCCAAUACACAAGGAGCUCAUGGAAACCUACCGUAAAUUGUGGACUCCAGCUUGGUUUUCAGAGCAUGAAGCAAUCAUUGACAAACUAGAAGAUACACUAAAUGAGAAAAUUCAUUCUUUAAAGGGCCUAAUCUGUGAAUGUCAAAAGGAGCUGUUAAGUCAGCUGCAUUUUGAGUUAAUGAUUGAAUAUGUCAGGAGAAUGUUAAAGAGGAAACUUAAAUUAAAAAACAAGGCGAAACAGGAGGCAGCUGCACGUUUUCUAUGCCAGGACAGUGAAAGAAUCAACACACUGUUUGAACAACAUGGAUCGGAGAAGGAAUGGCUAUCUGAAAUUUUGCCCAGAGUUUCAGAAGUGAUAAAGGUACAAGAUCCGGAAAGUCUUAUACUAGAAAUCUGCGCACUGUUGAAACAACAUCCUGACCUCAGUGAACAGCAGGUCUUUCAGCUUUUGCAGCUGAAAAGCAGAUGUCCAGAUGUGAAUAUGGUCAGAGAGUGCUACCACCAGACUCUGAACAAUCUGGAAGUGUCUGAGUCGAAUCCAACGUUCUUCUGCCAUGUGCCUAGGACUAUCUCAAUGAGCUUCUAUUCUUGUUUCUGCAUGCUCCCCUUUUAUUGGACCGAAGCACGUACUUGUAGCAAAUGCUAACAAGUUCUCGUUCAUGCAUUUAUACGAUUAUUCAAUGGGUUGUUUUUUGUACAUCACAUUAUAGGAUUACAUAAAAGCAUAGCUAAGAAUUAUCAUAGCCAGGCCACCUACAGGAAUGUUUUUAGGAGGUGAGAUAGAACCCGGACAAACCCACAUGGACACGAGAGAACAUUUCACAAAUUAUAAAAGUCUGUUUAAGUGUACCUCAGUGUAUGCUAAGGUGUCGUCAAAUAUGUAUGUAAGCCUAUAUAGCUAUAUAUAACUAUACAUUGUUGAAUUAAUUCAUAAUUUCCUCAAAACCCUAAAAAAAAUCUAAAACCUAUAGUUCUAUUUACAGUUCACACUAUAUUGGCCAUUGUGAUGCAUGCAUUAACAUAUAGACCCUUUUUAUACAUUAACAAGUAAGCUGUGGAUGUGAUCUUGUCUGUUGGUUGGAAAACUUGCAUAUUUGGCUUCUGAAUGACCUUUUGCUAUGGGAAUAUGACUCAGCAGUGAACCAGUGACACAAACAGUGAGGCAGAGGAAUGAUUUAGCAUGGUACUGACCAACAUUGCAUGCAACUGCAUGACAGAAAAUACAGUGUAAUAAGCAGAAAUGUGUGUGUAUUCGGAUGUUGUUAUUUGAAUGUGAAAUGUGUGCUGAUACCAUUCUUAGUUUCAGUCGAGGUGAUAUUACUGUAAUAGCCAAUGAACAAUAAAUAAAUUUAAAGUUCACCAUUUCCUU